This is a messenger RNA of Amyelois transitella, 2075 nucleotides long. RefSeq names its product mitogen-activated protein kinase kinase kinase 13-A. The record is from RefSeq and is a predicted model, not a curated record. The coding region runs from base 98 to 1681 and encodes 527 amino acids. The transcript is spliced from 8 exons. Gene Ontology annotation, molecular function: ATP binding; JUN kinase kinase kinase activity. Lineage: Eukaryota; Metazoa; Arthropoda; Insecta; Lepidoptera; Pyralidae. Gene Ontology annotation, biological process: protein phosphorylation.
GUCCCCGGUGAUCGGUCGGAUUUUCAGUAUUUCAGUUUAUUCGAAGUUCAGGUGCGGUGGGAAAGCGUCGCUCACUAAGCAGGAGCGGUGCCCCACGAUGUCAGACCACCCAGAGCAGACGGAUGCUGAUCAUGCACUUUCUCUGUUAUUCGAGGAGCGCCCCAUCGAGCUCACUAACCAAUCCUGCCUGUCGGGCCUUACCGCAAUCAUGUACAACUAUUACAAGAACUACGUUCAUCCGCUGAUUGACUUCGAGUUUAAGUAUAAAGAGGAGUGGGAAAUACCUUACGAUUUGCUGAGCGAGCUCGAGUAUGUCGGCGCAGGCGCAUACGGCAAGGUUUACUCGGCCAAGCUGAGGGGGGAAGUGGUGGCUGUGAAGAUCCCUGAAGAUAAAAAGGAGACGGAUAUGAUUUAUUUGCGCGAACUCCAACACGAGAACAUCGUGCGUUUCCGUGGAGUUUGCACGAAAGGCCCCAACUAUUGUAUUAUAAUGGACUUUUGCCAGUACGGCAGCCUCUAUAACUUCCUCCAUAGUGGAACCCGUGUGAUGAUCAACCGUACCCUGAGGUGGGCCAAGGAGAUAGCCUUGGCCAUGUCCUACCUUCAUUCCAAGAACAUCAUUCACCGGGAUUUGAAGAGCCCAAACGUACUCAUCGCGGACAAUUUAGUCUGCAAAGUGAGCGACUUCGGCACGUCGCGCAAAUGGGAGAAAUUGAGCCUCGUCAUGACUACACGAGGCACCACUUACUGGAUGGCUCCAGAGAUGAUGCUGGGCAAGAAGUGCUCUGACAAAGUGGACGUGUGGUCCUACGGGGUUGUGCUGUGGGAGCUGUUGACCCAGGAGGUGCCGUAUGAAGAUCUGCACCCGUGCGCGGUGACUUACGGAGUGGGGAGGGGCAAGAUCUCGCUGCCAUUGCCCUCCACUUUCCCCCUGCACAUGAGGAUUCUGCUGUCCCAUUGCUGGAACAGGGUUUCGAAGAGCAGGCCGUCGUUCGCCCGCAUAGCCGACGUGCUGACGCUCGCCUGCGACCAAUGGAGCUGGCUGGGCGAUGACCUGUUCAACACUAUGCAGGACACGUGGCGCCAGGAGGUCCAGUUGGCCAAGAAGAAUGGCUGGCAAACCAUCCAACCGAAGGACAUGGCCAUCAUCGAGCAGCCGCCGAAGCAGAACGGCUUCGUUCACAAGAAGAUCAUGCGCGAAGCAUCCAAGAUGUAUAUGGACGCCUGUGCCUUGUACCUCCGCUUGGAGCAGAGAGAAGUCGAUAUUGCUCAACGUGAGCUAGCCUACCAAGGCCGCUCCAGCGCCAUUGCAUGGCUGAACCGCCGCCGCGGAUCCACCUCCUCAUCUUCAGGGCUCACCCCCGCCCAGAUGACAGUGGUGAAACUCCACCAGGGUCUGACAAACAGGGGGAAAACCGUGACCAAACUCACCGAUACCGCGUCCCUCCCGGACGAGGUGACACGACUCCCGCGCAACCGCAAAAUGCGCAUUCAAACACCCAAAACUGAGACAGUCGCUGAGGCAGCCGAGAUGACCACGGAGGAGGUCACGAAAAUGACCACCGAAACCAAUGAUGUGAACGGUAAUGAAGACAAGAAGGGCAAGAUUGAAACUUCAGUCAACUGCAAUGCGAAUGUGCACAUGAAUGAUAAUUACAUCGUCGAACCGGUCGCUGUCUAAAUUGAAUGAAAUUCUUCAUUUGUCAGCGUGUAACGGAACGCGGAUUUCUCACUUGCCAACAUUGAGAAAUAUUAAAUUUUAAAGUUUUAAAUGUGUGUCUAUCUAUAUGAUAUUAUGUCAUUGUUACAAUUAAAUAUGACGAUGUAUUUACGAUCAUUGAAAUUACAAUUUUAAAUGAUGAGACCCCGUGUUUACAUAGAUAUUAGCAGUUUCCAUCUCAGUGUUGUUAUUGUAACCCAUGAAAUAAUGAUAUGAUUAUUAUACGAUUAAUUAAAAAAAAACUUACCAAAUGAUGACCCCCCCACCGCCCAAUUAAUGUUAAAUGUGUAUAUGUAGAAAUAACAAAAAAAUAAAAAAAAAUACAAUAGAUAAGAAGUUUCAACUUUGUGAAAAC